GCAACAAUGGGCCAAGAAGCCUCCAAACCGAAACCCGGUACCCGCCUCCAAGUAAUCGGCGCAGGCCUCCCCCGCACCGGAACCGCCUCCCUCACCAAAGCCCUCGAAAUCCUCCUCUCUGACGACGACAGCGACGGCGGCGGAAGCGGUGCAGCCGCCGGUGCCCCCGUCCACCACGGCGGCACUCAACUCACCCGCGGCCCGGAAUCUGAAAUCCGCUCCUGGAUUACCUGCCUCUCCCACACGCCCAUCCGCACCGCCGCCGACGAAAAAAUCGUCCUCGACACUCUCCGCAACCACUUCCAUGACGGCUUCGCGGCAGUCGUUGACGUCCCCGGAAUGCUCUUCACUGAGGAACUCGCGGCGCUGCACCCCGACGCCCUGGUCAUCUGUACCGUCCGCGACCCGGAGGCGUGGGUGCGGAGUAUCCGGCAGACGGGACAGCGGAGCCUGCAGGUCUUUCUGUCGUUUGCGCUGUUUUGGCUGCCUACGAUGAGGUGGUUUCCGCGGUAUAUCGAUGCGAUUCCCCAUGGUCGGUGGGGGGAGUUGUUCCCCCCGGAAGAAGAAGGGGACGGGGUGCUCCCUACGCGACGGGUGUGGGAUUUGCAUCAAGCUUGGGUGAGGAGGGUUGUGGACGAGGAGAGGUUGGUGUUUUAUGAUGUUAAGGAGGGGUGGGGGCCGUUGUGUGAGGCGUUGGGGAGGCCGGUGCCUGGGGUGCCGUUUCCGAGAGUGAAUGAUGGGGAUGCAAUUGAUGAGUUUGCGAAAGAGCAGAUUAUCAAAGGGUUGGUGAGAUGGGUUGUGGUG
This is a messenger RNA of Colletotrichum acutatum, 804 nucleotides long. RefSeq lists its product as uncharacterized. The transcript has a single exon. NCBI's taxonomy places the organism in Eukaryota, Fungi, Ascomycota, Sordariomycetes, Glomerellales, Glomerellaceae. The annotation marks the transcript as partial. The record is from RefSeq and is a predicted model, not a curated record.